AUGUGCGAGUUGUCCACAGCAUCGAUUAGCGAGCAGCUUUUAGUGCAAUAUUUUUAUGAAGGUCUGAUGCCACAAGAUCGAGGUAUGAUUGAUGCCGUGAGUGGAGGUGCAUUGGUUGAUAAAACUCCUGAGCAAGCCCGAAAUUUGAUCGCUAAUAUGGCACAAAAUACACAGCAAUUCGAUCUUAGGAGGUCCGACUUGGGAUUUGAGCAGCAAAAUUCCCGACCAUAUAAUAUGUCACAACCAACCCAUCAAAACCUGAGUGCCGAAGCCAAGACCCAUACCAUGCUUGAACAAAUGAUGAAGAUGAUGGCUAACCAGAAGAAGGAAAUCGAUGGAAGGCUUCAGUCUUUGGAAUCGACAGUGACGCAGUUGCAAACCAGAACCUCGUCGACCAACGUAAAUCUUGAGAACUUGCAAGCACAGGUAAAUAAUCUGUUACCAUCACAGCCCGUGGCAAAUCCGAGGGAUAAUGUCAGUGCUAUAACCUUGCGAAGUGGGAAGGAGUUGAGAUCGAUAUUAAAAAAGGUCCAAAAUAGCGACGAGGAAGACGACAUUGAGGGAAAAAAGGUCCGAUUUAGUAAUAUUGAAGAGGAAAAUUUAGCCUUGCCAAAGGCUGAUUUACAACCGUCGCAAGCAGCACCAAAGGAAGCAUGGAAAUCACGUUUACAACAGCCCACUACUUCGCACGAUGCACCAUUUCCACAGCGUUUGAGGAAGGAAAAGUCAGACGACGUCAAUGCCGAAAUUCUAGAGACUUUCCGUAAGGUACAAGUUAAUAUUCCAUUGAUUGAUGCAAUAAAACAAGUGCCUAGAUAUGCUAAGUAUUUGAAAGAAUUAUGCACAUCUAAAAGGAAAUUAAUUGGAAAUGAAAAAAUUAGCUUAGGCGAAAAUGUCUCUGCGGUAUUUCAAAAGAAACUCCCAACUAAAUGCAAAGAUCCGGGAAUGUUUUCGAUACCUUGUAAGAUAGGAGACCUUAAACUUGAUAGAGCCAUGCUUGAUUUGGGAGCUUCUAUAAAUGUCAUGCCUAGGAGUAUCUACGAUAGGGUUCAAUUAGGUGCAUUGAAAGACACAGGACUGAUAAUUCAACUAGCAGAUAGGAGUAAUGCCUACCCUGAUGGUGUUUUAGAAGAUGUUCUAGUGCAAAUAAAUGAGUUAGUCUUUCCGGCUGAUUUUUAUGUUUUAGACAUGUGA
Gossypium raimondii (Peruvian cotton) is the source of this 1194-nucleotide messenger RNA. RefSeq lists its product as uncharacterized. Lineage: Eukaryota; Viridiplantae; Streptophyta; Magnoliopsida; Malvales; Malvaceae. The transcript has 3 exons. The coding region runs from base 1 to 1194 and encodes 397 amino acids. The record is from RefSeq and is a predicted model, not a curated record.